AUGGCGGAGGUGGUGGGCGCCGUCGCCGCUGUCGUCCAGUUCGUGGACGUAGCUCUACGCCUAUCGUCCUGUCUCGAACGCUUCUGUUCAGAUGUGCGCAAUGUGCCGCGUCGUUUUCUCCAGCUGCAGAUCGACCUACGUCAGCAAAUCGAGAUCGCGCAACAGAUCCAGAAUCACCGCUUGCCUGGUUCCGCGAUAGCAGUAGCGUCCUCGACGUUUGACACGCCUCUAGCUGAGUACAUUGAUCUCGCUGAGGAGUUGUGUAAAACACUAGGGACAUUGCUCUCCCGCAAAAAUGAUGGGGUGCUACAACGAGGCUGGGAUGCUAUCUGUUCCGUCCGUAAGAAAGAAGAGGUGGCAAGCAUAUGCGAUCGACUCGAACAGAAGAAGAGUACACUCUCUUUGUGGCUGGAAGCAGCGAAUCU
Molecule: messenger RNA, 425 nt
Organism: Alternaria conjuncta
Lineage: Eukaryota; Fungi; Ascomycota; Dothideomycetes; Pleosporales; Pleosporaceae
Exons: 1
Source: RefSeq, a predicted model, not a curated record